ACAUCAGUCCAAAGUGGUCGCAACUUAAAAAAACAUCGCUCGCUGUGGUACUGAAAAACAAUUCGAGACAGCAAAUUUAAAAAAAACACACUAGAAAAAACCUUCAGAGUUAAAUAAACCGAAUAAAAAAAAUUAAAUAAAUAUACUACGAAAUACAUUUACAUGUAUUAACGAAAAAAAUUAAGAGCAAAAAAGUUGUUUUUUUUUUAGUUAUUUUGUUUAAUAAAUAAAUUUGUUUACAUUUUGUUUAUAGUAUAGUGUAAACGCAUACUGCUUCACACACACACUACUACUUGUACGCCAAGAGCAGCAAAAAGUUUAAACUUCGAAAAUACAAAAACAGUAACGAAUAUUUGAAUUUUGUUGAACUCAACUUGCGAAGUUGAAUUUAGUAUUUGAAUUUAAUACCGUUUUGCAACGUUUUCGAGUUGGUCGUGUUUUUACAACUUGCUCUUCAAAUUAAAACAAUACAAAAAAAAAACUGUUCCGUGUUCGAAAAUCAAUUAAAACAAAACAUAAUAAAAAUAUAUUUAAAGAAAAUUUGAAAGCGGCUUUUUAAAAGAAAUUCAAUUUAAAACAAAACAACGUGAAAUAAAAUUUCCAAAACAAGUUUUAUAAAAAAUUCUAAUAAAUUAUAAAAAAACAAAAUAAAUUUUUCUUAAUAAUUUUUUAUUUUUGCAAACAAAAUCAAACGGAAAUGUAAAUCACUCGCCCCCAAUAUUACUUGAUAUUAAAACUCAAAUUUAUAGUUAAUAUAAAAGAAAUUUCGCCGUAAAAAGUUAUUAAAUAAAUUGAUACAUAAAAAGUGCUACAAAAUCUAAAUUAUUUAAACUAUUUAAAACAAUUAUAAAAUAAAUAAAUAAAUAAAUAAAAAAACAAAUUAAACCAAAAAUUCUAAUUUAAAAACAAAUAUUCAUACAACUUAAAGCUCUAAAGGAACACAACUCAUUUUUAAAAUUAUACUACUUUUACAAAAUAUAUAAUUUAUUUAAGAAUAAUAGCAAUUUAUUGUAAAUAAAACCAAAAAAACACACACAUACAAAAUGACUGGGUUUACCAAUGGAGGUUUUGAAAAUGAUGAACCUGUUAAGCCAAAAGCUGGUUACGAGCCAGACACAGCCUCACUCAGAGAGAAAGUUAUACUCAAUCCGGCUGAAAAAUGGCGUAUAUUGAAAAAUAUUAGCAUAAUUUCGUUUGCUUUUAUGGUACAAUUCACAGCGUUUCAGGGUACGGCAAAUUUACAGUCAUCUAUUAAUGCAGAAGAUGGUCUGGGUACCGUGUCACUUAGUGCCAUUUAUGCGGCUCUGGUGGUUUCCUGUAUAUUCCUGCCUACUUUAAUUAUUCGUAAAUUAACCGUUAAAUGGACCUUGGUAUUCAGUAUGCUGUGCUAUGCCCCCUACAUUGCCUUCCAAUUGUAUCCUAAAUUCUACACAUUGGUUCCUGCUGGUAUUCUAGUCGGUUUGGGUGCUGCUCCUAUGUGGGCCUCCAAAGCUACAUAUUUGACACAAGUCGGUCAAGUUUAUGCCAAAAUUACAGAACAGGCGGUGGAUGCUAUAAUUGUAAGAUUCUUUGGCUUCUUCUUUUUGGCCUGGCAAACAGCUGAAUUGUGGGGAAAUCUUAUUUCCAGUCUUGUGCUCUCUAGUGGUGCCCAUGGCAGCGGUGGCGGUGAUGCCAACAGUACAAUUUCCGAAGAAGAUCUCAAAUACUGUGGUGCCAAUUUCUGCGUUAAUGGCGGCGGCGGUCACACCAAUUUGGAACGUCCUCCAGAUCAUGAAAUCUUUGAAAUCUCCAUGAUCUACUUGUCUUGUAUUAUUGCUGCUGUGGCCAUUAUUGCCUUCUUCUUGGAUCCCCUUAAGCGUUAUGGUGAAAAACGUAAAGGUUCACAAUCGGCUCAGGAAUUGUCUGGCAUGGAAUUGUUGUCGGCCACUUUCCGUCAAAUGAAGAAACCCAAUCAACAAUUACUCAUUCCCAUUACCGUAUUCAUUGGCAUGGAACAGGCUUUCAUUGGUGCUGACUUUACACAGGCCUAUGUAUCCUGUGCCUUGGGUAUCCAUCAAAUUGGUUUCGUUAUGAUUUGCUUUGGUGUCGUUAAUGCCAUCUGUUCGAUAUUGUUUGGUUCCGUGAUGAAAUAUAUUGGCCGUACUCCCAUUAUUGUGUUGGGUGCUGUCGUGCAUUUCACUUUGAUCACCGUAGAGUUGUUCUGGCGUCCAAGUCCCGACAACCCUUUGAUCUUCUAUGCCAUGUCCGGUCUCUGGGGUGUGGGUGAUGCUGUAUGGCAGACACAAAUCAACGGCUUAUAUGGUCUGUUGUUCAGACGCAACAAGGAAGCUGCCUUCUCCAAUUAUCGUCUCUGGGAAUCGGCAGGCUUUGUGAUCGCUUAUGCCUAUGCCACCACAUUGUGUGCACGCAUGAAGCUUUACAUUCUAUUGGCUGUUUUGACUUUGGGUUGCAUUGGCUAUGUCAUUGUGGAAAUUCUCUACAGAAAGAAGCAACGUAAGGUCAAGAAGCAAGAAAAGGCUGAACUUGCUGAAAAAGAGAAAGAAGCUGCUGCUAAAGCUGCUGCCGAGGCUAAUGUCAAUGGCACACCAGAGGUUGAAGAAACCGAUGAUGAAUUGGAUGAUCUCGAAGAAGAUAUUGUAGUCACACAUUUCUAAACAAAUAACAUUUCAUUAAAACACACACACACGCCCCCUAACAAAUCUAUUGUUGAAAAAAGCUGUUUAAAGCUUUUGUUAUAACAAACAAGUUACCUAUAAUACAAUAUUGACAAGAUCAAAGCUUUCAUAGGCUUAAAGCUUUGUUUUUAGUAAAGUUGUAUUAUUACAAAAUUUUCAUUAACAUUUUUUUUGUUUUUUUCAUAAAAAUCUAAUGAAAAUUUAAGAAAAAAAAGUUUCGAAAAUUGUAUAUAAGGAGUGAGAUCGAAAAAUUCUUAACAUACAUAUAUGUUUAUAAAAAAGAAACCACUAAACUUACAGCUUUAAUUUUUUUUUUAUUUGAUUGAAAUUAUUAUUACAAUUUACAAAAAAAAUUAUUUUUAUAGUUUUAAUCACUAGUGAUGAAAUUUUGAACCUUUUUCGGAAACCCUUCCAUUAACGUUUUUAUAGUGCUUUCUGUCACUUUGCUCGAACAUGUAGUCCAUCUCCGUUUAAAAUCUACCACACUUUUGGACACCUUUUUUGUACUCUUCAAUUCUCUUUUAACAAGAGCCCAAUAUCUCUCCACUGGCCUUAGCUCCGGGCAGUUUGGAGGAUUUGCCUCUCUUGGUACAAAUACCACAUUAUUGUUCUUGUACCACUCAAGGGCUUGUUUGCCAUAGUGACAGGAUGCCAAGUCAGGCCAAAAAUAAGUGGACACAUUAUGAAGUCUUAUGAAUGGAAGCAGCCUUUUUUGUAAACAUUCCUUGAUGUAAAUUUCGGUAUUUAUAGAGCCCGUUGUAACAAAUGAGUGGCUUCUUUUGCCGCAACUGCAUAUUGCUUGCCAUACCAAGAACUUUCUGGGAAAUUUUGUCUGCUUUUGGGUCCUAAACUUUUCUUCAACAUUCCCUCGAGCAUCAGCAACAUAAAAUUUUUGACCUGGAAGUUGCGAAAAAUCUGCCAGAACAUACGUUUCGUCAUCCAUUAUGCAGCAAGAAUAUUUUUUUAUAAAACUUGACUUCAAUUUCCGUGCUCUGUUUUUGGCCUCUAAAUUUUUAGUAGCGUUCCUGUCAGGAACUUUUUGAGCCUUGUAUGUUUUUAAACCUGCAUUAGCUUUAACUUUUCGUACCAAAUAGUCCGAGCACUGAGCUAACCGGGCUGCUUUCCUACCGGAUGUGUUGGGAGCUCUUUUGAAAAUGCGUUCUAUUUUGUUGGCUUUAGAAACAUCAUGUGGACCAUUCCUUCUACCUGAACCAGGUUUUCUAUCAACUGACAAGUUCUCCCGGUACUGUUUAAUAACAUUGGAAACAGUUUGACGGCAGACCUUUGUAUGCUUGGCCAACUUUUUGUAAGACCAAGUUGGGUUUUGUUGAAAAUAUUUAAUAAUUUCAGUACGCACUUUUUUCUGGUCACUCAUUUUAAUCAGAUUAACAAAAAAAUUAAUAUAAUUGACAUUACACAUAAUAACUGACAUGUUUUUCAAAGGUAACUUGAUCAAAAAAAAAUUCAAAUAAUACUUGGGUUAAAAAAUGUAAUGGAAAACGUGUGUUAAGAAUUUUUCGAUCUCACUCCUUAAACUAAAAAAUCUGAAUGAAACCAGAAACUUUUGUUAAAUAUUACUUAAGAACUAACACGAAAAUGAAAAAACAGCAAUGUUACCACAUGAAUGUGAACACUUGUCUGUCCAUUAGGAAAAAGUUUCCAAAUGUUUCCAGAAACAACAAACACAAAAAUUAAAUGUAGUGAAAAUAGUAAAAAA
Molecule: messenger RNA, 4392 nt
Organism: Calliphora vicina (urban bluebottle blowfly)
Lineage: Eukaryota; Metazoa; Arthropoda; Insecta; Diptera; Calliphoridae
Product: UNC93-like protein
Exons: 7
Coding region: 1044-2654 (536 amino acids)
Biological process (GO): regulation of potassium ion transport; regulation of muscle contraction
Cellular component (GO): plasma membrane; striated muscle dense body
Molecular function (GO): potassium channel regulator activity
Source: RefSeq, a predicted model, not a curated record